This is a messenger RNA of Dermatophagoides farinae (American house dust mite), 2092 nucleotides long. RefSeq names its product sphingomyelin phosphodiesterase-like. The record is from RefSeq and is a predicted model, not a curated record. Gene Ontology annotation, biological process: sphingomyelin catabolic process. Lineage: Eukaryota; Metazoa; Arthropoda; Arachnida; Sarcoptiformes; Pyroglyphidae. Gene Ontology annotation, molecular function: sphingomyelin phosphodiesterase activity.
CCAAAUGCUGUCAUGAAAUAAUUGUUUUUCGAUUUAUUAUUUGAAAAAAAAAUGAUGACGAUGACAAUGAAAUCGAAUUCAAUAUUAUUAUUAUUUUGUGUGGCAAUUUUGGCCACUAUUUUGACCUGUUCAUCAUCACCAUGUCAUCGAAUCAGCCAGAAAGAUAGAGAAUUAAUUCAAACAAUGCUACCACCGGAUAAUGGUCAACAAUUCCUGGAGAUUUAUGAAGAAAACUAUGAUAUUCUUGCUGGAUUAGAUAUUAAUUCGAUUUUUGCCAUCAUAAAUGGUAAUAAACCAACAUUAGAAACAUGUGAAGCUUGUGAUUCGGUUCUAAAAUUGGGCCAAGCAUUACCGGAUAAUGAACAGAGUUUAGAAUUUCUUAAAUCAUUUGCUUGUAAAGAUUUCAAUGAAACUACUCCGUCAAUUACUGGACGUGAAUGUAUUGGUAUUAUCGAUCGACUUGGACCGGCAAUACUUUAUAUAUUGCACAAUACAAAAGUACCAAUGGAUGAAGGAUGUUCAGUGUUGAUUGGAUAUGAAUGUUCGAAAUUUCUAAAUCGUUCUUAUAGUGAAUGGACCUUUUGGGAAUUACCAAUGCCUCGGCAACGACAACAACAACAACAACAAUUUAAACUUGCUCAAAUUGAUGAUAAUGGUGGAGAGAAAAAUCGAAAAAUUCUCCAUCUAACCGAUAUUCAUCUAGAUCUUUUCUAUACAAAAGGUUCAAAUUCCAAAUGUAAUGAACCAUUAUGUUGUCGAUCAACAUCAUAUGUGGUCAAUAAUAAAAGUUAUCCAGCUGGUUAUUGGGGUGAAAUGAAUGGUGAUUGUGAUAUACCAUUAGAACUAGUUAGUGAUUCGAUUAGACAAAUUCGUGAACAACAUCCAGACAUUGAUAUGAUAUUCUGGACUGGUGAUAAUGUUCCACAUGAUGUAUGGAAUACAUCCAAAACAAUGGUAAUUGAACAUAAUAAAAUUGUGGCCAAUUUGAUCAAAGAAACAUUCGCCGGUGUUCCAGUUUUGCCUGCUUUAGGCAAUCAUGAAGCACAUCCAAUCAAUAUGUAUGUACCGAUAGAAGUGUCGGAAAAAAAUGAUAAUAAUCAUUCAAUGGAUUGGCUUUACAAUAUUAUGGCCGAUGAAAUUUGGUCCGAAUGGUUAACUGAAGAAAAUCGAAUGACAUUUAAAAAAGGUGGCUAUUAUUCACGUAUGAUCAAUAAUGAUUGGAAAGUGAUUGUAUUGAAUAGUAAUGCUGGAUAUAGAGCGAAUUUUUGGCGUGCAUACAAUCCCAUUGAUCCGGAUAAUCAACUACGAUGGUUAAUGCAAGAACUGGAUCAUGCUGAACGUACUGGUGCUUUUGUUUCGAUUCUUGGCCAUAUACCACCUAGUGAUAUGUAUGAAGGUUGGCUACAUAAUUAUAUCAUGAUUUUUGAUCGAUAUUCACAUAUAAUUACCGGUGCAUACAAUGGUCAUACACAUAAUGAUGAAUUGGCUGUCAUGUACAAUAUGCAAGGACGUCCAAUUGCUAUCAAUUAUAUUUCUGGCAGUUUAACAACAUUCUCGUUUCUGAAUCCAUCGUAUAAGAUUUUUGAAAUGAAUCCACAAGGUAAACCAUUAAAUUUUGAUGUAUUUUUUAUGGAUCUAGACCAUGAAAAUCGAAUCGUUGCACAUAAUAAUCAUAGUAAACCAAAAGAUUAUCAACCUAAAUGGUUACAUGAAUUUGAUGCUAUCGAUUCUUAUCAGAUGAAAAAUUUAUCACCAGAAGAAUGGGCUAAAUGGGUGGAUAAUGCAAUCACCGAUCUGGAUAUGGCAUAUAUCUAUUCACAACAUUAUCAUCGUCAUUCAAGAUUAUUUCCAGAUGUAAAAGAUUUGACCUUAGAUCAUAUUAUUGAAUUGGUCAAAAGUAUUAAAACAAUAUCACCGUUUUCAAAAUUACAAUUAAAAAUUAAAAAAAAAAAAUAUAAUAAUAAAUGGAUUCUGUGUGGCGCCAUCUUUCUGUUAUGUAAUGAAAUUGAUUGUAAUUUGUUUCUAAUUUAUAUCGUCAGAUGGCGAGAAUUUUUAUUAUUAUUUGAUGAAUAAAAUGAUUCGAUUUUUCAAA